Drosophila santomea is the source of this 2604-nucleotide messenger RNA. RefSeq names its product mucin-5AC. Bases 1 to 2604 code for a protein of 867 amino acids. Lineage: Eukaryota; Metazoa; Arthropoda; Insecta; Diptera; Drosophilidae. The transcript is spliced from 3 exons. The record is from RefSeq and is a predicted model, not a curated record.
AUGUAUCUAAAGACGGACAAAGCAUGUACGAUCAUUCGCUGUAUUCUUGUUGUUUUCAUUUUGACUGCAAUUGAAAUAAACAUUUCAACAACGCAAAGAAUUCCGUGUGAAAUUUUUCCUAACUUACCAAUAUGUUUGCUAAGUACGACGACCACGACAUCCAUAACUGAUUCUACAACUACGGAGGACAUCACGACAACUGAAUCUUCUUCAACAGCUGAAGACGUAACAUCAACCACCCUUGCUCCUACAACCACUGAAAAUAUACCCACCACCACAAAUUCACCCACAACGACAGAAGAACCAAGUACAACUGAAUCAAUUCCGUGUGAAAUUUUUCCGUUCUUACCAAUAUGUUUGCUAAGUACGACGACCACAACAUCCAUAACUGAUUCCACAACUACGGAGGACAUCACGACAACUGAAUCUUCUUCAACAGCUGAAGACGUGACAUCAACCACUCUUGCUCCUACAACCACUGAAAAUAUACCCACCACAACAACAUCCAUAACUGAUUCCACAACUACGGAGGACAUCACAACUGAAUCUUCUUCAACAGCUGAAGACGUGACAUCAACUACUCUUGCUCCUACAACCACUGAAAAUAUACCCACCACAACAACAUCCAUAACUGAUUCCACAACUACGGAGGACAUCACGACAACUGAAUCUUCUUCAACAGCUGAAGACGUGACAUCAACCACUCUUGCUCCUACAACCACUGAAAAUAUACCCACCACAACAACAUCCAUAACUGAUUCCACAACUACGGACAUCACGACAACUGAAUCUUCUUCAACAGCUGAAGACGUGACAUCAACCACUCUUGCUCCUACAACCACCGAAAAUAUACCCACUACAACAACAUCCAUAACUAAUUCCACAACUACGGAGGACAUCACAGCUGAAUCUUCUUCAACACCUGAAGACGUGACAUCAACUACUCUUGCUCCUACAACCACCGAAAAUAUACCCACCACAACAACAUCCAUAACUGAUUCCACAACUACGGAGGACAUCACAACUGAAUCUUCUUCAACACCUGAAGACGUGACAUCAACUACUCUAGCUCCUACAACCACUGAAAAUAUACCCACCACAACAACAUCCAUAACUGAUUCCACAACUACGGAGGACAUCACGACAACUGAAUCUUCUUCAACAACUCAAGACGUGACAUCAACCACUCUUGCUCCUACAAGCACUGAAAAUAUACCCACCACAACAACAUCCAUAACUGAUUCCACAACUACGGACAUCACGACAACUGAAUCUUCUUCAACACCUGAAGACGUGACAUCAACUAAUCUUGCUCCUACAACCACUGAAAAUAUACCCACCACAACAACAUCCAUAACUGAUUCCACAGCUACGGAGGACAUCACGACAACAGAAUCUUCUUCAGCAGCUCAAGACGUGACAUCAACCACUCUUGCUCCUACAACCACCGAAAAUAUACCCACUACAACAACAUCAAUAACUGAUUCCACAACUACGGAGGACAUCACAACUGAAUCUUCUUCAACAGCUGAAGACGUGACAUCAACCACUCUUGCUCCUACAACCACUGAAAAUAUACCCACCACAACAACAUCCAUAACUGAUUCCACAACUACGGAGGACAUCACGACAACUGAAUCUUCUUCAACAGCUGAAGACGUGACAUCAACCACUCUUGCUCCUACAACCACUGAAAAUAUACCCACCACAACAACAUCCAUAACUGAUUCCACAACUACGGAGGACAUCACGACAACUGAAUCUUCUUCAACAGCUGAAGACGUGACAUCAACCACUCUUGCUCCUACAACCACUGAAAAUAUACCCACCACAACAACAUCCAUAACUGAUUCCACAACUACGGAGGACAUCACGACAACUGAAUCUUCUUCAACAGCUGAAGACGUGACAACCACUCUUGCUCCUACAACCACUGAAAAUAUAUCCACCACCACAAAUUCACCCACAACGACAGAAGAACAGAGUACAACUGAAUCGAUUCCUACGACGACCACAACAUCCAUAACUGAUUCCACAACUACGGAGGACAUCACGACAACAACAGCUUCUUCUACUGUUACAACUGAAGAAUUACCAACUACAACUACAGAAAGUCCUAAAACGGAAUCCUCUUCUACAACUACUGAAGAAUCAUCGACCACUUUAGCUCCAACAACCACUGAAGAAGUAAGAACAACUACAUCCGCGGAAGUAACAACAACCACCGAGGCUCCCACUACCACUGAAGAAUUAACAACUACAACAAUUGCUCCAACAACCACUUUAGCUUCAACAACUACUGAGGAAAACUCAACAACCGCUCCUAUAACCACUGAGGAAAUAACAACCACAACGACAGCUCCCUCCAACUCCCAUGCUCAUCACCAUCACCAUUACCACCACGAAGUGAUUGGACCUCCACUUCCACCCCUUCCUGUUCCUGCCCUUCCUCUUCCCCCACCUUUUUUGCCAAACCUUGGAUCCUUUCCUGAGGCUGAUCAUGCUGUAAUUGCGAUACUACCUAUUCCGCCUCUACCUCAGAUCCCAGCAUUUCCUCCACUACCGCCAAGACCGCCGCUACCAUUUGGAAAUUUCUUUGGAUAA